Aspergillus ibericus CBS 121593 is the source of this 1434-nucleotide messenger RNA. RefSeq names its product putative integral membrane protein. Lineage: Eukaryota; Fungi; Ascomycota; Eurotiomycetes; Eurotiales; Aspergillaceae. The record is from RefSeq and is a predicted model, not a curated record. Bases 161 to 1294 code for a protein of 377 amino acids. The transcript has 6 exons.
CUUUAAUGCCCGCGAUGUAUCGACCAGAAUUGAUGUGUCAGGAGUCGGGAUCCCAAUUUUUGUUGUGGUUCAUUUUAAAGCGGACGUGAACCCAGACUGCUGGGAUUCUGUUCUAUUUCCUGCAUUCUGGAAGUGGGUGCGGGCGAUCAACCUAUUCGCCAUGACGCUCAUGGAGUUGUUUGGACGUGAUGAUGUCGAUGCAACAGGUAGGCCUAUCGACAGGUCUGUCCAGAAAUGGAAUCUGGCAACGCAAAUAAUAUGCAUCACUACAAUGACAAUAUUCUUUGGAUUGCGCUCUUUCACACGGUUGGUUAUAAUGGAUGGCUACAGGAAAGAAGACUGGCCUUGCCUAGGUGCUUGGUUUCUUGGUGUUUGCUACUCGGUUAUCGCCCUGAUCAUGGGUCAUUUUGGAGGCGGAGUUCACUACGCUGAUGUGCCUAUAUCGCAUCGCAUACCAUUCGAAAAGACGGUGUAUGUCACGAUGGUUAUGUAUGGGCCGACCGCAUUUUUGACCAAGUUGUCCCUGCUCUGGAUUAUCGCACGAGUAUUCAGCCCCUAUCGCAAAACAGUUAUAUUUAUCUACGUAUUCCUGGCAAUUAUGCUCGCCUACUAUGUUCCGGCUGUCAUUGUCAAGAUCCGGAUUUGCGACCCUAUAUCAAAGUUCUGGGCCCCUGACACGCCGGGGACAUGCCUCGAUCAAACAUCGAUCAUCCUCGCCGAUGCGGUUGUCAGUGUUGUUAGCGAUAUGACUAUUCUCAUUCUUCCCUUGCCCUUGACAUUGGGUUUACAAUUGCCCUUCAAGAAAAAACUGAGGGUCAUUGGCAUUUUGGGAGCGGGUGGAUUAGCGUGUGCAUCGAGUGUUAUCCGUUUGGUCCUCAUUAUAUUGACGGGACAGUCGAAGGAUGCGACGCUAGCUUUUAUGCGCAUCAACAUGUUUGGAAACGCCGAGAUAGCGAUUGGGGUCAUCUGUACCUGCUUACCCGCCCUUUCAGCCCUCGCCUCUCACACCCACCGCGAGUACCUGAGCAAUAGAGACACGAGCCGUAAAAACACCAACAGCUCGCAAUACGAGUUGAGCAAAACCAAGAACAGCCGACCCAGUCGCACACCGAUGACCUUGACGGAAAUUGAAUCGGAUCAGGACAUCCUCAUCCCCAAUGCUCAAGAAGCGCCAAGGAUUGAGACGACGGUACGCGGCGACUCUGAGCAACGGAAGAAUCUAGAGCCUAUGGGUAUCAUGAGAACAGUGGAUGUGUCGACCACGGUGACGACGCGAUACAUUGAGAACGAAUGAUUGCCAAAAGCGUGCUGGUAUGACGGCGUUCUGGUAGCAUGGUUAUUUUCUGCUUCGGGGAACUUCCUGGACGGUUGGGCUGGGGUUCUAUUAACAUCGAUUUGUCCGUAUAGUGUAUAUACCAAUUAUGACAGUGAAAU